Messenger RNA from Caenorhabditis sp. 36 PRJEB53466, 2216 nucleotides. The record is from the annotation of a GenBank genome assembly. Lineage: Eukaryota; Metazoa; Nematoda; Chromadorea; Rhabditida; Rhabditidae.
AUGUUGGUCAGUUCCUCCGCUCCCCUUUCCUCUUCAAAUUUCUCAAAUUUCCAGAGUGCUAGUCGAGGCAAACGUCUUCGGGACCGUUCGGAAGUGGAGACGACCACUCGGGGCCCGGAUCUUUUGCUCAAAGUCACCGAUGAAGUAUUAUAAUUUUAUGUUCUCAAUUUGGAAAAAUAAUGUUCAGACAUCCAGUGAGCCGUCGAUUUCGCUCUCCAAAUCUGUCGACGAAAAGGAGAAGAGCAAUCAAUCGCUGGUGCGGAGCCAUCACGUUCUCAAGAUUCGGCUCAAGAAAGUUGGAUCCUUUCGCUGUUCUCUAUAGAUCAGACAGUGUUCAGAUCACGAACUGGAGUGGGUGUAGCGGUGCUCUUCUGGACGACGAGCCCUUCUACCACGGCUACAUGUCUCGCGAGGAAUCCGAGCGGUUGGUCCGUUCACAGGGCGAGUUCCUCCUCCGCAAAACCGAAUUGACAAAGCGCGGCGAAGUGGUCGUUCUGUCCGUUUUCUGGGACGAGGCCGCCCAUCAUUUGGUCGUCGAGAAGGCCAACAACGGGCUGUUCUACCUGAAAGAGUUCUGUUUCGAAGUGAGACGGAAGUGCGCUCCAUUGACAAUUUCUUUUUUUUUGCUGUUCAGAACAUCAGCGAUCUGGUCCGUUAUCAUCAUCAAACACGUGCGGAGGUGUACAAAUCGGGCAUAAAACUGUUCAAUUGGGUCGUGCGCGAGGAGUGGCAACUCUACCACGAACAGAUAGUUCUCGGAAAGAAAUUGGGGAACGGGGAGUUCGGAGAGGUCUUCCAGGGCAUGCUCUCCGUCGGAAUCUUCACGAACGACGUCGAGGUGGCCGUUAAAACGAUGAAAGGGAGCAAAGUGACGGCCGAUGAGAAGUAGCCAGAAGAACCAGUUCUCACGGCGACCAAAAACGUAGAAAGGGGCGGGGCCUAGCGUGCACGUUUAUCACCAUUUUGGCGCGAAUUUCAAAAUUUAACCCCAUUUUUCAUGUUUUUCGUGAAAAAUUACCCAAAUUUUGUACCAUUUCGACGAUGUAAUUGCAUAACUUUGUUAAACUAAUCAUCACGCACUUUUUGAGCUUAAAACGAGCAGGUUUCAUUCAGAAAUGAAUCAAUUGAAUCGAUUUUAAAGUUUUGUGCUGAAAAUGCGCGAAUUUCAGUCAUUCGCCGAUACAUUUUGCCGUUUGAACUCUUAAAAAACUUGUAUUAACGUGCUUAAUCACUUCCGACACUCACACACUCAAAUAUGCCAAAAACGUCUCAAACGCGGCGUUUCCACGAAAAUUUCGAUGUUUUCUCUCUUUAAUGUCUCUUCUUUCGUCGAUAUCAAACACAAAAAUAUCGGAAAAGUGCUGGAAUUGCGGCAAUUUUCAGAAAACGCGUCUCAGAUUAGGCCACGCCCCUUCCUACACUUUUGGUCGCCGUGCGCGCGUUCUAUUACUCAUUUUAAAGUUCAGGAUCACAUUUCUGCGAGAGGCGAAUCUGAUGCUAAAGUUGAAUCACAAGUACGUGGUGCGUUUGUACGGGGUGGCCACCCAACAAGAACCGAUUAUGAUUGUGAUGGAGUUGUGCACGGGUGGAAGUCUGAAAGGCCGAAUCGAGAAGAAGGAGGAGCCGAUGAGCGCGGCGACGAUGAGAAAAUACUGCAAGCAGAUCGCGAAGGGAAUGCGCUAUCUGGAGAAGAAACAGGUGGCUCAUUGAUCUUCGUACUCCCGUGGAUCCCAAUAGUUCAGGUGAUCCAUCGAGAUUUGGCCGCCCGCAACUGCCUGCUCGACAAGAACGACAAUUGCAAAAUCAGCGAUUUCGGGCUUUCGCUGUUCGGCAAAUCGCACAAAGAGCAAAAGUUGAUGAAGGUGCCCGUGAGAUGGUUGGCUCCGGAGACCCUCCUCAAAGGCAUCUACUCAUCCAAAUCGGACGUCUGGAGCUUCGGUGUCGUCAUGUUCGAGGUGUUCAGCGGAGAAUAUCCGUACGGCGAGAUCAAGGUUCUGAAGGAAGUGCGGCGCAAAGUGGCCCUGGAGCAUCUCCGUCUGCAGCCGCCCGGCGACAUGCCCGAGGAGGACGUGAAGGUGAUGCGGAUGUGCUUCGAGACGGUCGACAAACGAGCGAGUUUUGUGCAAAUCUGUCAGAAAUACAAAGAAUUGACAAGCGCGCUGCCGACGUGGAAUGGCAUUGCGAACAAGCUGAUUGGAAUUGGAGCGGCCGUCUGA